CACAACGGCGGAAGGAUUCGAGGGCCGUUGAGGGCGAGGCUCGGUCUCCGGGGAGCGCUCAAGAACGCGCCCUCGGGGACUGCGGACUCUGAUUUCUUAGCUGCCGCGCGAGUAGAAGAGACGAGGCCCAGCGCGUCGCCGAAGCAUUUGUUGGUGGGCGAGCAGCAGCAGCGAGCCCCUCGUUGUCGUCGUCGGCGUCGUCGCGAGAGAGAGAGAGAGAGAGAGAGAGAGAGUUGUAGAGAGAGUUGGUUAUGCGGACGAGAAGCCGUGUCGAGCGAGGCUCGCAGACCGUUAUGCCGUGGCAGCAGAUGCAGUGGAGGAAUUUGCUCUUCGCAUUGCUCAGCGAGAUUUCCGCGACUUUGCUGCAACUGGACCUCGAUAUUUGACGCUCCCUCGUCUUCGUUCUGACGCGUGCGUGGACUAUGGCGGGGCUCCGGUCAGAUCGACUGUGAGGCAUUUCCGUUCUAUGAGGUGAGGCGGCUCGGUGAUCCAAGACGAAGGCGAUUUUGCUCCGAGCCCGCCCUUUGGGCAAUGGGUGGAGAGUCGAUCGAUCAGUCUUGAAAAUAGCUGUGCUCGACUCAAGGGAAGCCCACGGAGAGUUUUUCGUCAGGCAAUAUUGGUAGAGAAGGUGUUUCCGUCGUAUCUGAAGGAUUGGGUGGAUAUUGGGGGAAGAGAAUUCUGGCACCUGUACUUGGUUCACCCAGUUCUUCCUGUACGUGAAGCACAUUUGACAACGUAGUGGGACAGUGAUCAGUGAACUCUUGUAGUCGGAUACGUUCCGGAAAUUCUCUGAUGAGAUUCCAAAUAAGAUCUAAGAGUGCUUCUGGUAGCGAAUCUUCUCCAAAGGCAAUCUUCUUGCAAAAGAGACUCCUGCGGUGAUAUAUUCAAGCAGCGCAGACAUGUCAUCAUCAGCACCGGUCAUAGGCACUCCUGUAGGGAGUCCUAAACAUGGGACAAAGCCGGAAGAUUUCCAGCAUCCUCAGCAGGAACAGCUACCCGGCAUCAAGUACUCGGUUAACGACAAUCCUCCUUGGCCGGAGACGAUUCUGUUGGCGUUCCAGCACUAUCUCACCAUGCUUGGCUCUACGGUCAUGAUCCCAAGCCUACUAGUUCCAAUGAUGGGUGGAAAUAACGUAGACAAGGCAAAAGUGAUACAAACACUAUUAUUUGUUUCCGGACUCAACACUUUGCUUCAGACCACGUUUGGAACAAGGUUGCCUUCAGUCGUUGGCGGGUCAUUUGCUUUUAUUAUACCUACCGUGACCGUCAUCCAUUCUCCGAAACUGAUGGCAAUUCAAGACAACCAGCUGAGGUUCAUGCAUAGUAUGCGUGCGAUUCAAGGAGCUCUUAUAUCUGCAUCAAGUUUGCAUAUCGUUCUUGGUUUUAGUGGACUCUGGGGUAUCAUGACCAGAUACGUCAGUCCAAUUGUAAUCGCACCGACCAUAUGCAUGGUUGGUCUCGGACUCUAUGAGUAUGGUUUUCCGGGGGUCGGAAAAUGUGUGGAGAUCGGCAUUCCUACUAUCUUCAUCAUUGUCAUCUUUUCCCAGUUUCUGAAGCAUAUAAGAGUGCGCGACAUUCCUAUUUUCGAGUUGUACCCUAUCAUACUGGGGGUAGCUGUUACAUGGGCAUACGCCCAUUUGUUGACCGUAAGUGGAGCGUAUACUCAUGCCACUCCUAUGGGUCAACGUCAUUGCCGUACAGACCGUGCACACAUAAUUGGUUCUGCUCCUUGGAUACGCAUACCUUGGCCGCUGCAAUGGGGUGCUCCAACUUUUGAUGCUGGACACACCUUUGGAAUGAUGGCGGGUGCUCUUGCUGCUCUCGUUGAGUCAACAGGUGACUUCUACGCUUUAUCACGGCUUUGUGGUGCAACUCCUCCCCCGCCAUACGUGGUCAGUCGUGGAAUAGGUUGGGAGGGUCUGGGGAUUUUAAUGGAUGGAAUGUUUGGAACAACAAUUGGAUCGGCAGUUUCUGCGGAGAACAUGGGAAUAAUUGGAGUUACCAAGGUUGGGAGCAGGCGAGUCGUGCAAAUUUCAGCUGGAUUUAUGCUCUUUUUCUCCUUGUUGGGGAAGUUUGGCGGGAUUUUUGCAUCUAUACCCGAACCGAUGAUUUCAGGGGUCUUCUGCGUAAUGUUCGGAAUUAUAGCGGCGAUCGGUAUAUCAAGCCUACAAUUCGCGAACAUGAAUUCGUCGAGGAAUAUCUUCAUCAUCGGUUUUGCCCUUUUCAUGGGACUGUCUGUCCCACGGUAUUUCAGCGAAUAUGAAACCGCUUCGGGUCACGGUCCCGCCCAUACACAUGCACGUUGGUUCAACGACAUCAUGAAUACUAUGUUUGCGUCCGGAACAACAGUGGUGGUCGUUAUUACAGUUGUAUUGGACAACACCAUGAAAGCCUCGAGAAAGGAUAGGGGACUUCUCUGGUGGGAUAAGUUUCGUGCUUUUGGAGCGGAUUCUCGAAAUCUGGAGUUUUACAAGUUGCCUCUCGGCUUAAACAAGUUCUUCCCGCCACCAGUUUAGUACCAAAAACCCUUAAACGUGCUCAAAUGUACUCUUGUACGCUCACACUUGUUUGUUGUCAGCUUACAUGUGCAGGCUUACGUUCUGUUCUAGUUGAAGUCUUGAACUUGCAGCGUACUGUACUUAGCAUCAGGAAAUAUCUUUGGCAGGAAUAGUUCAAAGGAAGUCUCAAUUUCGUCAUUAGAUACAUUUGUAUAAUGAACAUCGAGAUGGAGGGAGACGAAACAAAAUGGUUGCAGCAUUAGACCCACACUGACUCUUAUUACUGAACUACCAGAUACAGGGAAAUAUAAAUGUGGUCGGAGAUUCUGAAUCUGAUUCAGAUAGACCUGCUUGUUUCACAUUUCAAUGAAACAGGUGUAGACUUUCAAUUCCGAAGACAGCGAGCUCAUGCAGUUUUCAAAUAGAGCAGAUUGACAGCAUAUAAUGUUCUAAUUACUGUCAAUCUAGCGAAUCUACUUUUAGUGGUACCUCAAAGCUUUGAGGAGACAAGAAAUCCAGAUUUGAUUUCAACCCCAGGAUAAUUAUCAUCCCUGAAUUUGGUUGCAAUUGUUGAACAAACGAUAUGAUAUCAUGGAAUAGAUCUUCGAACUGUAUUGAAUUA
Molecule: messenger RNA, 3120 nt
Organism: Marchantia polymorpha subsp. ruderalis
Lineage: Eukaryota; Viridiplantae; Streptophyta; Marchantiopsida; Marchantiales; Marchantiaceae
Source: the annotation of a GenBank genome assembly